AUGGUCUCCUCACAGUUCUCCCGGCUGCUUGCAGCAGAGAUCGACGGCCGUUCCCAGAACACCAGAUAUCGCCAGAAUGAAUUCCAUCGCCUCCAGUCGGCCGUCAGCCAGCACAUCGACGAGAUCCAAGACGCCAUCCAAAAAGAUACCGGGAAUGGACCUGAAGAAGUCCGCGCGGAGCUGUGUCUCGCGCUCAAGGAGAUCCGCACACACUACCUGACACUGAGUCUGGACAAGGACCUUGAAAAGGAGUAUCGCGUUGUAGCUGGCAAGGACAACGCGGACGCGCGGCGCGGCGCAGGCAUUGUCUACAUUGUCCCCAGCACACAUACCAUGUUUUACUCCAUUGUCUCAGCGCUCAGCGCGGCAUUGGCGGCUGGGAAUUGUAUUAUCCUCGAGUUGACGAAGAAUACCAUGGUGCUGCCAGCCGUGCUGCGCAGAAUUUUCUCCCAGGCCCUAGACGCGGAUACCUUCGCCAUCAGCGAAGAGAGACCCGAUGCUACUUUCCUCAGCAGGGUGCUCAUGGUCUGCCAGACCGGUUCUGCGCCGCUCGCCGACCGCAAUCUGCUCUCGCCUGCGAACGCGCGAACUGUGGCUGUCGUCGACAGAACGGCAGAUGUUCCACCCGCAGCUGAAGCGUUGGUCGCCGCCCGCUUCGCCUUUGGCGGCCGGUCGACGUAUUCCCCUGAUAUCGUUCUGGUUAAUGAGUUUGCGAUGAAGCGGUUUGUCGAGGCGGUUAUCCAGCAGGCAUCCAGAUAUCUGGCUGGCCCCAAUGGAGAGGCACGCCAGGGAGCGUCGGAUCCCCGUCGGUUUGGUCCAAGCGCCUCGCUUCUGGAUGCUGCGCAUAAGGAUACGGGUACUCGCGUGCUUGUCUCUGGGUCCGGAUGGGGGGUGGUAGAGGUCCACGAUCGGAGUGGCACACUGGCAGCGACAUAUGCCUUCGGCAGCCCCUCCGCAGCCAAAUAUAUCACUCAGUUCAUCGACGCCUCCGUCUCUGCGUCCUCCUCUCCGUUCCCUUCAAUCCAGCUAACAGGCUCAGUUGGCCCUGCAUACCCCAUCAACACGGCGCCCCCCAGCACCGAAACCCGCUACACACCCGCUCUCCUCCAGGUCCCCCGUCCUCAAUUCGUCUCCGAUACCAACAACUCCGCCUUGGUGAAAAGUAUUCUCGCCCCCUCAGACGCCACGAGAUCGGCAAACGCCUGGCGCGAGGCCCUUGCCUCCUUGCCGUCUACAGGCCAGCGCCACGGCUGGAAAAUUGGGUUCUUCGAGCAAGGGCUAAUUACUGGCGCGGUGAUUACGCUUGCGACGUUGGUAGCGACGGUGUCGACUGUGGGGUGGUACACCUUUACGUAUAUGAGGAGGUUGCGUGCUUAG
Aspergillus novofumigatus IBT 16806 is the source of this 1377-nucleotide messenger RNA. RefSeq lists its product as uncharacterized. Lineage: Eukaryota; Fungi; Ascomycota; Eurotiomycetes; Eurotiales; Aspergillaceae. Gene Ontology annotation, molecular function: oxidoreductase activity, acting on the aldehyde or oxo group of donors, NAD or NADP as acceptor. Bases 1 to 1377 code for a protein of 458 amino acids. The transcript has 4 exons. The record is from RefSeq and is a predicted model, not a curated record.